AUGCUCGGCAGCGGAGUCCUAAACCCCCGCUGUCGGAGUUUCACGAGCGCGCCGGCGCGCUUCCCUCGCCUGCGUCGGCUGGAGCGCUUGUAUAGGAACGCAGCUCCUCCGAUUAAAAUGUCCAGUAAAAGCUGCUUCAACACAUUUGAUGUUUCUGAUGAGAGAUUCAGAGACAGACUGAAGCUGGACAAUCAAACUGGAUCUCUGUCCAUCACAAACAUCACAACUCAACACGCUGGAGUUAUUAUAAGUGGAGCACAACGGCUGUCAAAAACAUUCAGUGUUUCAGUUUAUGCUCAUCUGUCCACUCCUAACAUCACCAGAGACUGUUCUUCAUCAUCCUCAUCAUCCUCAGAGCAGAAUUGUUCAUUGCUGUGUUCAGUGGUGAAUGUGAGUGAUGUGAGUGUCUCCUGGUACAGAGGACAUAGUUUAUUGUCCAGCGUCAGUGUGUCUGAUCUCAGAAUCAGUCUCUCUCUACCUCUGGAGGUGCAAUAUCAGGAUAAAAACACCUACAGCUGUGUGAUCAACAAUCCCAUCAGCAACCAGACCACACAUCUGGACAUCAGCACACUCUGUCAACCAUGUGCAGAUCAGAUCCUGCCCUUAUUGUACAGCGUGCUGAUUGCUGCUGGAUCUCUGUUGAUUGUAGCUGCAGUCGUGAUGUGCUGCGUCUGCAAGAAACAGAGAAAAACAGUCCAGACCCAGGAGGAAGACAGAACUGAUUCAGCAUCGUGUAAACCAACAACUCGAAGAACGGUGAGAUCAUUCACGACUGUGUUGCAAGGAAAGUGCGGUCGGUUAGUCAGACUGAAGCUUGUUUGAAGUUGUGUGUGCCGUAUGCAUCAGG
Onychostoma macrolepis is the source of this 847-nucleotide messenger RNA. RefSeq names its product SLAM family member 9-like. The transcript is spliced from 5 exons. Bases 1 to 822 code for a protein of 273 amino acids. Lineage: Eukaryota; Metazoa; Chordata; Actinopteri; Cypriniformes; Cyprinidae. The record is from RefSeq and is a predicted model, not a curated record.